AUGUCUACUGAGAAACCGUCGAUAGGCUUUGUCGGCCUUGGUCUUAUGGGCUUUGGCAUGGCCACCCAUCUCAUCAAAUCAGGAUAUCUCGUCAAGGGAUAUGAUAUCUCAGGUCCAACCAUGGCUCGCUUCAAGGCUGCGGCGGGGCAGAUCGCCUCGUCUGCUGGGGAUGCUGCCAGCGGGAAUCUGUUCUGCGUCUGCAUGGUUGCUACCGCAGCCCAGGCGCAGGCUGCGAUUUUUGACCAUGAAAAUGCCAUUGCAAAAGCUCUCCCCAAGGGCGCCACCCUCGUCCUAUCUUCCACCGUCCCCGCCGUCUCCGCCCAGUCAUUCCGUGAUCAACUGGUAGCCAUUGGCCGCGAGGACGUCUACUUUAUUGAUGCACCAGUGUCAGGCGGGGCUAGAAAGGCUGGAGAGGGCGCCCUGUCCAUCAUGGCUAGCGCCUCGGACGCGGCGCUGGAAAAAGGCAAAUUCCUCCUUGCAGAGAUGGCCGAUACUAAUAAGCUAUACAUCGUCCCGGGCGGGAUUGGUGCGGGCAGCAAUAUGAAAAUGGUCCACCAGGUUCUUGCUGCUAUCCACAUUCUUGCUGCGAGUGAAGUUAUGGGCCUUGCAGCCAUGCUAGGACUCAAUGCUAAAGAGGCUGGUGAGGCGCUUACGUCCUCUGAUGCGUGGAGUUUUAUGCAUGAGACUCGCUGCGAGCGCAUGCUGGUGGAAGAUUACUUUCCUGGCUCAAGCGCGAUAACGACUAUUCUGAAAGACGCGGGUAUCGUCACCGCGGCCGCUCGUCUUCACAACUUCCCUACCCCACUCUGCAGCAUCGCCGAGCAAAUCUUCCUCACCGCCCUUCCCCUAGGUUUUGGCGGGGACGAUGAUGCCAGCGCCAUCCGCCUCUACUACCGAGGCCCUCUCAUUAAAGUCGAGCCAAAAGCGUCCCUAAACCCUCAGACCAACGCCACGGCUCUAAAGAGAGUUGUCGACCUGCUCACUAACAUUCACCUCGUCGCCGCCGCUGAAGCUAUUGCUUUCGCCCGCUUUCUCAAGGUAGAUAUGCCGUUAUUCUACGACGUUGUCAAUGCGGCCGCGGCCGGUAGCACGAUGUUCAGAGUCCGUGGGGCGGAGAUGUUGACCGGGCUGAAGGAUGCCGGGAGCAGUAAGAGCAAUAAAACAGUCAACGAAGCAGCAGAGGAGCUUGCUGCGGCGGUGCAGGCGGCAAGAGAUGUCAAUUGCCCGCUUCAUUUGGGGAAUGGGGCGCUAAAUUUGCUGCAUUUUGCGCAGAAUCAAGGACUGGGUGACAAGGCUGACACUUUUGUACUGAGGGUUUAUGAGAAUGAAACGUGA
Paracoccidioides brasiliensis Pb18 is the source of this 1335-nucleotide messenger RNA. RefSeq lists its product as uncharacterized. Gene Ontology annotation, molecular function: NADP binding; NAD binding; oxidoreductase activity. Bases 1 to 1335 code for a protein of 444 amino acids. The transcript has 3 exons. The record is from RefSeq and is a predicted model, not a curated record.